This is a messenger RNA of Penicillium roqueforti, 276 nucleotides long. RefSeq lists its product as uncharacterized. The transcript has a single exon. Bases 1 to 276 code for a protein of 91 amino acids. NCBI's taxonomy places the organism in Eukaryota, Fungi, Ascomycota, Eurotiomycetes, Eurotiales, Aspergillaceae. The record is from RefSeq and is a predicted model, not a curated record.
AUGGCUGAUCAAAAAAUAUGGUUUCCUGAUCCUAUCCAGGAUUCAGAAUGCAAGAUCUUGACUCUGAGCGAGCCUAUCCCUUCUAACUGGGAAGUCGUCCAAAAGAUUAACGAGCACGUCGAACAAUGGCAAGAUGCUAUCUCCUACCCCUCCCACCCCUCCCUAGCCUCCACUAAAUUCGUCUGUCGUGAUGCCCAAUUUCCUAAUGGACCCACAGCCUUCCUCCGUAUCGUGAAGCAGAUUCCCUCUGCCAAGGGCGAUAUAGGCCCUGUCUGA